AUGUCGCAAACAAUACCGAAUGGCGCCUCGGGCGGAGCUCCCAUACAACCUUCCUCGAAAGCCAACGCUGCCAUGCCGAAGCUCAACUCGCAAGAAAUGGAGAUGGGCAACCUCUCCGGCGGCGAGGAGCUUCCUACCGUGCCAGACAUCAUGCAGCUAGCAAGAGUCGGGGACAUACCGGGCAUGGAGAAGCUGUUCGAGUCGUCAGAGUUGGAUGCUACCUACACAGACGACGAGGGCAUAACGCCUCUACAUUGGUCCGCCAUUAACAACCAGUAUGCGAUGUGCAAGUACCUUAUCGAAAAAGGAGCCGACAUCAACAGGAAGGGAGGCGACUCGGUCGCCACACCGUUGCAAUGGGCUGCCCAGAGGUCUAACUACUAUACCGUCAACCUGCUCCUCCAACACGGCGCCGAUCCUCUCAUUUCCGACGCGCAAGGGUACAACACGCUACACAUAUCCGUCUUCAAUGGCAAUGCUCUGCUGGUUGUGCUACUGCUGCACCAGGGAAUACCCGUGGAUGUGGCCGACGCGUACGGUCACACGAGCCUCAUGUGGGCUGCGUACAAGGGCUUCCCACAAUGUGUAGACCUCUUCCUUCGAUGGGGCGCAAGUGUGCAUGCGACCGACGAGCAAGGCUUCACGGCAUUGCACUGGGCUUUGGUCAAAGGGUCGCCGCAGUGCAUCCUCAAGCUCAUCGAGUACGGGGCGGACCGGUUCGCCAAGACGGCAACCGGCAAGACUCCCGCCAUUACCGCCAAGGACCUGAACACCGUCGGCGCAUGGCAUCGCGCGUUGAGAGAGUGUGGCUACGACGACGAGGCCCAUGCCGUAAUUCCCUGGUGGCCUGGCUCAUCUUUCUUUCUCAAGGACAAGCGUGGGUUCAUGAACAAGUUCUUGUUUCUGCUGCCGACCGUUAUGGUCUGGAUGGAGUUCAUGAUCACGUCCCACUUACCAGUCUUCUUGUCUGUGCCCCUGGCCUUCUUGGUUGGCUUUGGAUUUCAGUGGAUUACCAAUCAGGUCCUCGAGUAUGCGCCACCGGAUAUGAGGCAUCUGCAUAAAACGCCAUGGCUAGCUGGGAUCUUCGCCGGCUCUUUGUUCUUGACUGGCGUGCAGUGGCUGUUCGUCAUAUUACCAGCGACCUUUUCGAGUCACCCGGUCCUCAACUUCGUCUUCAUCACUGUUAUCGGGCUCACGGCAUACUUCUACGCUAUAUGCAUGGUCUUCGACCCGGGUUUCGUGCCCAAGCUCAAUGGAAUCGCCGAGCAGAAAGCCGUGAUUGACGAAUUGUUAAGCUUGUGGAAGUUUGACGAAACCAACUUCUGUGUCACUUGCAUGAUCCGCACACCUCUAAGAAGUAAGCACUGUCGGCGAUGCCAACGUUGCGUGGCCAAACAUGACCACCAUUGCCCGUGGGUGAACAACUGCGUUGGCGUGAACAACCAUCGGCAUUUCUUCCUCUACCUGCUCAACCUGAUAUUUGGUGUUGCAUUCUUUGACUGGUUGUUAUACCUCUACUUUUCGGAAAUGCCAAAGUCUGGGUCCUCAUCCGAAUGUCUGAUUCUAUCCGAAUCUGUGUGCAAUAUCUUCAGCUCGGACCCCUACAGUAUGCUGGUCGGCAUUUGGGCGACGCUGCAGCUCACAUGGGUCAGCAUGCUCAUCUUUGUGCAGUUUGUACAAGUCGCCCGGGCCAUGACCACAUACGAGAACAUGUACGGUAUCCAGGAUGGUUCGGCAACCUCUCUCGGUUCGACAUUCACCAGUACUGGCGCACCGUUGGAUCCGAGCCAUCCCGAUGCCGGAACACCUACAUCGGCGGCGGAUGACCCGCUCGGCACCGGAAGGGGGGCGCACGCGCACAAACACCGGAGCUUCCUACAACAGUGGAGCCGUCUACUGGGCGUCGAUACUUUCCUCGAAAUAGCCACUGGUCGUGGCGCCGCAGCUGGAAAGAAGAUGCGCAAGAAGAAGAACCCAUACAGCCAGGGCUACUUCCAGAAUUGCAAGGACUUCUGGUGCGACCCGGCACCCAUCUUUGGGCGUCGGGAGACUGGUGAUGCGAUGAUUGGCGGAGCGCGGAUCAACUACACCGAGAUAUAUGAGAGCCCGUCUGCGUUGAACAUGGGGCUGAAUGGGAGGAGGAGAGGUGGUUAUGAAACUGUCGCGGGCGAGGAAGUAUAG
Molecule: messenger RNA, 2181 nt
Organism: Anthostomella pinea
Lineage: Eukaryota; Fungi; Ascomycota; Sordariomycetes; Xylariales; Xylariaceae
Source: the annotation of a GenBank genome assembly